GGGACCGUCAUUCGUAUGCGCGCGCAUAACCGCUUCGCGAAAUGUUUAGAGAAAGAUCGCCUUGAUGUUCGGAGCAUCUGUCGAAAGUGUCAUUAACGGAUCGCGCUGAUGUUGCUGAUGCUGUUCGCGGAAUCAAAAUCGGUCGACGCGAAAGAAACGAGUCUUCCAGUGGCCCACGGCUAAUUGAGCCGUUUCGGCUCGUAUCUCUCGGCUCGUCGAGAAUCAGGAGCGGGCAUAACAGUGUCAACAGGAACGUUAGUCGUGGAACGGACCACUGCGUGCACGUCAAAUUCGUCUGACCGGUGCGGGACCAUAAUUUAAAUCAACCAUGGCACAGGACAGUUCAGCCCCGAAACCCGCAGAGCAGUUCAAACUUAUACCAAAAAUUAUAAACGGAGGCAUUGCCGGAAUUAUUGGAGUAUCCGUGGUUUUUCCACUUGAUUUGGUAAAAACAAGAUUGCAGAAUCAAGUUAUUGGCCCGAAUGGCGAACACAUGUAUAAGUCAAUGUUUGACUGCUUCAAAAAGACUUACAAAGCAGAAGGUUACUUUGGAAUGUAUAAAGGAUCCGCUGUAAAUAUACUGUUGAUCACUCCUGAGAAAGCAAUCAAACUUACUGCCAAUGAUACAUUUAGGCACUAUCUUUCGCUUGGACCUGGACAACAAUUGCCAAUAGAACGUGAAAUGCUCGCCGGUGGCUUGGCAGGAGCAUGCCAAAUAAUUGUUACCACUCCGAUGGAACUGCUUAAAAUACAAAUGCAAGACGCUGGCAGAGUCGCUAUGGCAGCUAAAGAAGCGGGCAAAGUUGUGCCAAAGGUAUCCGCUUGGUCAUUAACGCUAGAUCUACUUAAGAAACGAGGUAUACUAGGGUUGUACCAAGGAACUGGCGCCACGGCACUUAGAGACGUAACGUUCUCUGUUAUUUAUUUUCCGCUGUUCGCUAGACUGAAUAAUCUUGGGCCAAAGCGAGAAGACGGUUCAUCUGUAUUCUGGUGUUCAUUCCUUGCCGGAUGCGCCGCCGGAUCGACGGCUGCAUUAAUGGUAAAUCCGUUCGACGUAAUCAAAACUAGACUGCAAGUUAUCAAAAAAGCACCUGGUGAUCCAACGUACAAUGGAGUGUUAGACUGUAUAUUGAAGACAUUUAGGAACGAGGGGCCGACGGCAUUCUUCAAAGGCGGCGCUUGCCGAAUGAUAGUCAUAGCGCCGUUAUUCGGAAUUGCACAAACCGUCUAUUAUCUCGGUGUAGCUGAGUGGCUGCUGGGAUUGAAGUGAAAUCGCCAUAUCGCCGAUUCGUGCCGUUCAAAUACUCUGGGAAAACUUGACAAUAAUCGUUGUAGAUCGUAGUUGUAUUUUUGCUUGAAAUUUUUGCUCUUCAAUAUUACAAUAAGAAUGUUGUUAAACGGGAUCUCGCGAUCGCUUAUAUACAAAGAAAAGUAAAAAAGUAUUAAUUGAAAUUGCCGUAAUUCUUGCAAGUCGCAAAUUAUAAUGGAUUCGUAUAUGAUUGAAUGGAAAUAUAUCUCUAUGUUUUACGUCCAUAUCCGCAAAGUGCAUUAAAAUUUUUAAUCAAAUAUUGUACAUUGGAUCGAUAUAACAUUCGUCUGAUGCAUUGUAUUCUUGCAACGUAAAAUAUAUCGUCGAUGGAUAUGUUGAAAUAUCAAAUCAUUAGGAAAAUGUAUGAUUACAAAUAUUUCACAAUUGUACCAAUUACGUAUUAUUCAGUAUUUAGAUCGUUUAUGCGUCUUUCCAUAUAAUAAUAGCAUUUCUUCAUCUCUUCCUCAUUUAUAGACUUUAUAAAAUAUAUGGUCUAUAAAUUAUAUGCGAGAUCCUGCCCACGAAUCAUGCUCGUUGUUAAACUAUGAAUGUAUCGGGAUCUUAAUUGUUAUAAACAUCUACUAAACUAGCCAAUUAUAGUCAAUUAUACAUGUACAUUAAAGAUAUUAAGCAGAUUCAA
Messenger RNA from Trachymyrmex cornetzi, 1949 nucleotides. Its product is annotated as mitochondrial glutamate carrier 1. Gene Ontology annotation, molecular function: L-aspartate transmembrane transporter activity; L-glutamate transmembrane transporter activity. The transcript is spliced from 8 exons. Gene Ontology annotation, biological process: L-glutamate transmembrane transport; aspartate transmembrane transport; malate-aspartate shuttle. The record is from RefSeq and is a predicted model, not a curated record. Bases 329 to 1270 code for a protein of 313 amino acids. Lineage: Eukaryota; Metazoa; Arthropoda; Insecta; Hymenoptera; Formicidae.